Messenger RNA from Labeo rohita (rohu), 4814 nucleotides. RefSeq names its product acid-sensing (proton-gated) ion channel family member 4b (gene asic4b). NCBI's taxonomy places the organism in Eukaryota, Metazoa, Chordata, Actinopteri, Cypriniformes, Cyprinidae. The coding region runs from base 652 to 2328 and encodes 558 amino acids. Gene Ontology annotation, molecular function: ligand-gated sodium channel activity. Gene Ontology annotation, biological process: sodium ion transmembrane transport. The transcript is spliced from 10 exons. The record is from RefSeq and is a predicted model, not a curated record. Gene Ontology annotation, cellular component: membrane.
UCUCUCCAUCGCUCUCUCGCUCUGAGUGCGCGAGAGGAGUUCGGGCAGCAGCUACGUCAGCCGUCAGCGAGCAGCUGAGGAGAGCUGUGGAACUCACAUGUGUGUGUGUGUGUCUCUCUCUCAUCCUUCUCUCGUAGUCUCCAGCUCAUGCCUCUACUCUCUCUGGAGUCUACGGCUGUGGCACAUCCUGGGGCACUGACACGGCGAACGAAGCACCUCCUCUCACCAUCUGCACUCUGCUCCUCAAACAGCAGCAGACCACAAGGAGAAAAGAAGGAGAGAGUGAAAGCCAAGAAUGGAAGAAAUCAAGAGAGAGACGAGAAUCUGAAGGAAAAGUGCGGAGGUAAGAGAGACUGAUGGACGGAGUAGAAAAAGUAAGUGAAGAAUUAGUAUUAGAAGAAUGAAACAGAGAUGAAGUAAGGAACGCACUUCAAACUGUUAAGAGCGAUAUUUGUUAUAAAUAGGACAUAGCUGAGUCCGGAAGAGAAUAACAACCUCAGAGAAAGAAGAUUUAGCAAAAACAAAAAUGUUCUAACAGCCACAGCGUGGUAGAAUAGCUGCUGAAACGGAAAAGAGCAAAGGCUCAGGGAGAGAUCAGCAGGAGGGAUCAGAGUCAUUCGCAAAGGACUCUUCACAGCCCUGGCCAACCACAUGCCCAUCGAAUUUGUUUGUAAAAUCAAGUUUGCUGAGGGCGACGAAGCCAAGGGGGCCUCGACAGAAGGAGGCGGAACCGUUAUGCUAGAUGAAGGCCUUCGGCGGCGAAACGGAGGCAUGGCUGACCUGGCGUCCUUUGCAAGCUCCUCUUCGCUACACGGUCUGGCUCGGGUGUUGGGGAACUCGGGGCGCUUGGGCUUCAGACAGACCCUCUGGGGACUGGCACUGUUGGUCUCGCUUGGUCUCUUCCUGUACCAGGCGACAUGGAGCACAGCGACUUAUCUGGAGCGACCCCACCUCGCAGCUAUGAGGGAAGAAACCCGCCGAGAGCUCACCUUCCCGGCCAUCACGCUCUGUAACGUCAACCGAUUCCGCUUCUCAGCCCUCACCGACGCGGACAUCUACCACUUGGCUAACCUCACUGGCCUCCCGCCCAAGAGCCGUAAAGGACACCGGCCAAGUGAGCUCCAGUACCCACCCCCUGACAUGCUAGACAUUUUCCAGAGGACUGGCCACCAGCUGGAAGACAUGCUGAAGAGUUGCAACUUCAGCGGGCAGAACUGCUCGAGCGAAGACUUCAGCGUGGUGUAUACACGAUAUGGGAAAUGUUACACGUUUAAUGGAAACAAGACGUCACCCAAGCGGGUAAGGCAAGGUGGCACAGGAAACGGCCUGGAGCUGAUGCUGGAUAUUCAGCAGGACGAGUAUCUGCCCAUCUGGAGAGAAACCAAUGAGACGACACUGGAGGCAGGUAUUCGGGUUCAGAUUCAUAGUCAGAACGAACCCCCGUACAUCCACCAGCUGGGCUUUGGGGUCUCUCCAGGAUUCCAGACCUUUGUUUCCUGUCAGGAACAGAGGCUAACAUACCUGCCACAGCCGUGGGGAAACUGUCGGGCUUCAUCUGAACCUGUGAUCCCAGGAUACGACACCUACAGUGUCAGCGCUUGCAGGCUGCACUGUGAGAGCACACAGGUGCAGAGAGAGUGCAACUGCAGGAUGGUGCAUAUGCCAGGCAAUGCUGAUAUCUGCACACCCAGUAAAAUCAAGUGUGUUGACAAGGCGUUAGCUUUACUCCAGAAGAGCACUGGUGACUCAUGCCCCUGCGAGACACCCUGUAAUUUGACUCGGUAUGGAAAAGAGCUCUCUAUGGUUAAAAUCCCCAGCAGGGGCUCUGCUCGCUACCUUUCUCGCAAAUACCAGAAAUCGGAGGAAUACAUCAGAGACAACUUUCUCAUCUUGGAUAUUUUCUUUGAGGCUCUUAACUAUGAGACAAUAGAACAGAAGAAAGCAUACGACAUCGCUGGUCUGUUAGGAGAUAUUGGUGGACAGAUGGGACUCUUCAUUGGGGCCAGUAUUCUUACUAUACUGGAAAUUCUUGACUAUAUCUAUGAGGUGGUCAAACACAAAAUCAAGCAACUCCUGAAACCAAAAAAGAGUCAGAAACAACAAAACCAACGGAACUUGAUCCAAGAGCAGAUCCAGAGAACAAAGAACCUGCGAGAACAGAACCUGAGAGCUCAGCUGGCAGCCGGAACUAUAGCUACAGUAAGAUUCGAAGAAGUCAAAGUCAAGGCAGCUAAUGAAGUGGCUCAACCGCACAGUGCACAUCCAACUUCAAUAUUACCAAAUCAUCACAAUGCACAAGCAGUCCUACAGCAGGACUUUGCUUGUUAAGGGACGCCUCUUCUUCUCUUUAUUUAUUUUUUCAUAUCACUGAACUUGAAAUUGGGAUCCUGGAUGGACCCUGCACACUGAAAUACAAAAGUCUUUUUUUUUCCACUUCUAAAAGCUACAGCCAAAGCCUAAUCCAGGACCUUGUGUGAAACCGGCUUAAACCAGUCACAGCGUCACUGUUCUCAUUGUUCAAGUCAAUACCAGAUGAAGAAACCACACCAUGUGUUUCACAUGUGCUUUUGUUGAUUUCCAUCUGGAUGGACCUAUCGUGGACUUCAAAGAAGAAAGGACCAGAGAGGAUAUGAAUGUUGCAUUUCAUAUAAAUUACCUAUUUGAUAGGACAAAAAUAGAGACUAAAUGAAAGGUAUAAGAAAAACAGAGAGAUGAAGCAAGCACAGCUGUUGCUUAGUGAAGAAAAAAGUUGGUUUUAUACAUGGCUCUUCCUUUGGUAAUGUACAGUGCUUGCACCAUUUCACCUUUUCACAUUUCUUAAUAACAUAAUGAGACUUCUCAGUAGGAGAAAAGCUAAAAUAUAGCACUCGUUUCUCUGUGAGUAGGUGUUAUGUUCUUUUUCAGUCUUAUGUAACUUUUCCAUUGUGCUGUAGUCUUUAUAAUGAAGCAGUCUGUCUCUACGUUUGAAACAUGGAAAACAUCACAACUAGAGCACACUGUUUGCUAAAAUCAUCUCUAGUAAAAAUAAAUAAAAUUAAAACUAUUAACUAAUAUUCUUUAUAUGAAUAUAAAAAUGUAAAGGUGAUAUUUAUUUUGUUUUCAAAUACAAGCACAUUCAAAUACAAAUAGAUAUUUAAAAUUGUAGUAACAUUUUGGUGAAUAUACAUCAUUUCCAUCUGGUCAUAAAUCUUAAAUAAUAUUAAUAAUAAUAAUAUCAUCAGUCUGAAAAGGACUAGAACAGUAACACUGACUACAGAUGAAACAAAGCUGUCAGAGUAUAACCUUAAAACCACCAUCAGUCCUUUUUUUUUAAUAAUUUCAUGUCUUGAAUAACAUGUUGGAGACAGAGCCUUCUGAUUGAAUAUGCAGAAUUUCCACAAUUAACCUUGUACAUGAAAAAAUCGGCUUUUACUGCCAUCUAGUGGGCCUAAUACUAAAACACAAACACCUAUCAUGUUUUAUCAACACCACUUUGUAUGAACUUUGCAACACUAAGUCAAAGUCUGGUGGCUGCAAAACGGUGGACAUUCAAGGGUAGAAAUGUUAUAUGGAAUCAUGCAGUUCUGCAAGUUAUUGUGGAAGUAUUUGGUGAAUAAAAGUUUUUUUUUUUUUUUUUUUUAACAGAACAUCACAUGGGUGCGCUAAUGACUGUAAUGCAAGUUGUGAGCAAAUAGGUUGUGAUCACAUAAAGAUAGUAAUAUAAUUAUAAUAAUUAAACUAUACCGUCACCUACAUGGACACAUUUUCAACAAAUAGAAUUAGAGCUUUUUAAAGGGGUCAUCGGAUGCCCAUUUUCCACAAGUUGAUAUGAUUCUUCAGGGUCUUAAUGAAAAGUCUAUAAUAUACUUUGCUUAAAAAUUCUCAAUGGUAGUGUAAAACAACACCUUUUUACUUUGCCAAAACAGCUUUGCAAAAAUCAUCUCAUUCUGGUCGAGGCUGCUUUAAAUGCAAAUGAGCUCUGCUCGCCCCGCCCCUCUCUUCUCGAUGUGGAGUGAUGAGCAUGUUUAUUUUAGCCGCCUUUAGCCGCUAAUCUUGCUAACUAGCACAUUAUUAGGAAAGGCGAUCGCAAAGGUUUAUAAAAAAAACCCUUAUACUCACUUCUGCUGUAAGUGAAGUGAGGGGAUAUUAUUUUUACAGAUUAAUUAAAAACCACUGCAUGGAUUUUUCUCUUUAUAGGGUAGAUUUGUACAUACACUGCCAACACACAUUAAUGUUCAAACAACAUGUACAAGUGAUCUUAGCAUUCGAUGACCCCUUUAAGCUCUUCAUCUGUAACCAUUUCUGUUAGCAGCAGCACGGCGUACACAGUAAACAUCUGCAGUGUGAUGCACUAACUCUAUAAUCUCAUUACAGCUCAUUUCAGUUCCAAAGAGUCCAACACCUGGUUCUCUGCUCACAGACAUCUAUUGUAAAGGAAAUAUGGAAGGAAAAAACAAACAGACCAACCACCUAAACAUAAUUUUGACAUAAAUAGUCUUAAAUAUUUGGUUUAUGGGCAAAACAAAACAACAAAAAAAGUGGGUUGCAUAGCUGAGAUGCAUUUCACCGUGAAGAAGCAGAUUUAAAGGCACAGAGUUUUACGUGGACAAUAUAGUUAUGUUGUCCCAGACAGCCACAGCUCACGGGAAAAGGAAGUGUGGGUGGAAUACUGGAAUGUAUUUCAAACAUGGGUGGAUUCAGAAAACUGGAAUAAUGCAAAAUACAUUGUGGAAAUAGCUUUAUACAUUCGCCCUUUCUAAACUGUCCAGUAUUGUAAACAUACUUUAUCCUCUCUUCUCUCAGCUGUAGCCACAAUAAAAAUGCAAAGCAAAUCC